AUGGUAGACUCGGAGACAAAUGGAUCCAAGCAGGAUCAGCAUCGCAAGUGUCGGAUAGUUCCCAAUAUAAUCGACGAUAUCGCGGGGGUGGAUCCUGGGAGGGAGGCGUUCCUUGUACCGCGCUCCGACAACCCCAAGGAUGGUUGGAAAUCCAUUACGUUUAAAGAGUAUGCGAACGCCGUAAACCGCAUCGCGCACAGGAUCGUCGAGACAUGCGGCACUCCAUCGCAGGGUUCUUUCCCUACAAUAGCCUAUGUCGGUCCAAACGACGCUCGUUAUGUCAUAUUACUAGUUGGCGCCGUCAAGGCCGGCUACAAGGCUUUGUUUAUCUCUCCCCGUAAUUCUCUCGAGGGACAGUUAAGUCUAUUUGAUAAGACGGACUGUCAAUUUCUCGCUUUUGCAAAACCACUACGAGGAUUAGUCCGUCCAUGGCUGCAAGAACGCGAAAUGAAGGCAAUCGAAGUAGACCCCGUCGAAACUUGGUUCCCUGAGCAAGAUGUCGAACCAUUCCCCUACGAGAAGACUUUCGAGCAAGCUGAAUGGGAUCCGUUGGUAGUGCUUCAUACUAGCGGAAGCACUGGAAUCCCGAAGCCGGUUGUUAUCAGGCAGGGUCUGAUAGCUAUGAAUGAUAUUCAUAAUGACUUACCUACAUUCGGUAAUGGAUUCGAACCUUGGCUACGAGGGCUUGCAAAGGCAUCGCGCAAAACAUUUUCACCUAUGCCCCUUUUCCAUGCGGCCGGAUUAUAUCUCUUCAUCUACUCCGUAUUAUACUUUGACACACCGAUCGCCUUAGGUGUCAGUGAUCGCCCCUUAUCAAUUGACUUGGUCGUCGAGUGUCUCGAUAAUCUAGAUGUCGAGGGGGCUAUGCUUCCGCCAACGAUGCUAGAAGAGAUGAGUCAGAAUGACGAGUGGAUUCGACCGCUGAUGAAGCUUAAAAUUGUUGCUUUCGGCGGAGGAAAUCUUAACAAAGAGGCCGGGGACAGAUUAACCAAGAAGGGAAUAAGACUUGUCAAUGUAAUCGGUGCUACGGAAUAUACGAUACACCAGAUGUACUUUCAGCCGAACCCUGAGCUCUGGCAAUAUUUCAUAUUCAAUUCCGAUAUAAUCGGAGCGGAUUGGCGCAAGGCCGAAGGUACCGAGGACGUCUAUCGACUAGUAAUUGUCCGAAAAGAUAAGCAUCCAGGUCUUCAGGGUGUUUUCUAUACUUUCCCGGAGGCCGACGAGUUCGAUACUAAGGACAUGUACAAGCGUCAUCCAACUCUCCCGGAUCAUUGGAUAUACUACGGCAGAUCUGACAAUAUCAUUGUGUUUUCUAACGGAGAAAAGCUUAAUCCAGUGACCAUCGAGGAGAUUGUUGUCGAUCAUCCCGGAAUCAAGGGCGCUUUGGUAGUCGGCUCAGACCACUUCCAAGCUGGUCUCCUUCUCGAACCCGUGAUAAAUCCUAAAAACGAUCAAGAAGCCGAGCAGCUGCUUGAUAGUGUCUGGCCAUAUGUUGCUGAAGCAAAUAGAGGAACUGCCGCCUACGGACAGAUCGCACGCCAAUUCAUCGCAUUGGCUAGCCCAGACAAGCCGUUUCACCGCGCUGGCAAGGGAACUGUACAACGAGCAAGCACGCUGAAGUUGUAUAAGGAAGAGAUCGAUAAACUUUACGAAGAAGCAGACAAAGCUGUCGAUGGAGUUGCUCCCCAAAUUGAUAUGAAUUCUGAGGACGCACUGGCAGAAUCUAUAAAGGAUAUAUUCGGAACUAAACUUGGAUCUAAAGGGGAACUCGAACUGGACACCGAUUUUUUCUCGGCUGGUAUUGACUCUUUACAAGUUAUCAUUGCUACCCGACUCCUCCAUAGCGGACUGGAAGCUUCAGGUUUCCGCGUCGACGCAGCGAAGGUGCCUGCUCGUGUUAUUUAUGGUAAUCCCACACCGCGAAGACUUGCUCGGUAUAUCUAUUCUAUCGUGAACGAAGGUGACAAUGGGAACACCGAGAGAAGCCCGGACCACGAACUCCAGGCAAUGAAAUCUCUUUGGAAGAAGUAUACAGAAAACGUUCCGAGGAAGAGGGAAGGAAGACCUGACCCUGAAGAUGAGAAUCAGACGGUACUCCUCACUGGAUCCACGGGGAUGCUAGGGUCUUACAUGCUGGAUCUCCUUGUGAAGAGUCCAUUGGUGAAGAAAGUUAUCUGCUUGAAUAGAGCUGAGGAUGGUGGUAUCAAACGUCAGGGACAAGCUGCUAAGGACCGAGGUCUCAGUACCGAUUUUACAUCCAAAGCCGAAUUCUUACAUGCUGACAUGUCACGCCCGGACUUUGGACUUCCUCCCGAUGUAUAUGGUUGGCUACUAAACGAGGCGGACCGCUUUAUUCACAAUGCGUGGCCAGUCAACUUUAAUAUUCCUGUUGAAUCCUUCGAGCCUCAUAUUCGAGGUGUCCGGAAUGUUGCUGAUUUCGCGACCAACUCAUCUAAGCGCGUGGCUGUCGUGUUUAUAUCGUCGAUCGGCACCGCAGACAAUUGGGAUGGCAAAAAGGGGACGAUACCGGAACAAAGGCUUGAAGAUCUAGGGCUCGCAGGAGGCGGCUACGGGCGUAGCAAAAUGGUGGCGAGCCUUAUUCUAGAUGACGUUGCGAAAGUUGGUGAUUUCCCAGCUGCGAUAAUCCGAGUCGGACAAAUCGCCGGCCCCGAGUCAGAGGCAGGCUGCUGGAAUAAACACGAAUGGCUCCCUUCUAUUAUUGCGAGCAGCUUAUACCUCGGAGCUCUUCCAAUCCACCUCGGAAUUAUGGACCGCGUCGACUGGACGCCAGCUGAACGUAUUGCGAACUUGGUUCUUGAGGUCGCCGGGGUGUCUCAGAAGGUUGCCGCUCAAAAUAUCACUGGUUACUAUCACGGUGUUAAUCCCUCGGCUACAUCGUGGGCAGAGCUUGCUUUGGCUAUCCAGGAAUUCUACGGGAAAGAUCGUAUUCCGGAACUCAUUAGCUUUAAGGAUUGGGUUGACCGACUAGAGCAGAGCCAGGCAGGUGAUGCUCAAGAUAUAGGCAAGAACCCAGGUGUUAAGCUAAUUGAUUCAUAUCGAGGGAUGGCAGGCGCCCACAAAGCAGGCCAGAAGCCCUUUAUUUUCGAUAUGAGGCAUACGACAGAGCGUAGCCCAACCAUGAAGUCCGCUAAGCCAAUUACACCCGAGUUGAUGAAACAUUGGUGUAAGCAAUGGGGUUUCUAAGAAGAUGUAGUUGUCCAGCAACUAGAGUUAAGAGGGAUUUGUUCUCAUCCUUCGAGCACCUUAGGUAGUUAUAUAGGAGGCCUUAACGACCUAUAUAGAAUGAAUAAUUAGACGUUGAAUUAGAAAAUUGAUGAUACGUUACACUGCAUCUUAAGUUAUUUACUACUGCAUAAAUAAUACCGUUGCACCUCUUCAAGCCGUUGGUAAAAUAGUGACUUGAUUCGAGAGACUCUAGGUAAUACCUUUGUAUUUUACUUUGCGGUCUCUUAGGUAGUAACUUGGAUCUUACGGAAGUGGUCGGAAAUGGACAAGGUUGAUAGGUUAGUUUAAAAACCUGGAUUUCAAAAUAUUUGAAUUAAUCUCUUUCUUGCCUUGAGGAUGGGUGGUUUAUAUUAGAGUAGACAAGGCCAGUAAUGCUGUAGAGUAUGUAAAAGCGAGAGUCUCUAAAUGCGACGAGGAGGAGUGGGCC
Molecule: messenger RNA, 3673 nt
Organism: Daldinia loculata
Lineage: Eukaryota; Fungi; Ascomycota; Sordariomycetes; Xylariales; Hypoxylaceae
Product: acetyl-CoA synthetase-like protein
Exons: 5
Coding region: 1-3204 (1067 amino acids)
Source: RefSeq, a predicted model, not a curated record